Molecule: messenger RNA, 1438 nt
Organism: Suillus clintonianus
Lineage: Eukaryota; Fungi; Basidiomycota; Agaricomycetes; Boletales; Suillaceae
Exons: 5
Coding region: 105-1259 (384 amino acids)
Biological process (GO): double-strand break repair
Cellular component (GO): cytoplasm; PML body
Molecular function (GO): 5'-tyrosyl-DNA phosphodiesterase activity; single-stranded DNA binding
Source: RefSeq, a predicted model, not a curated record
AAAAAGCCGCAUUACAGGCUGUGCAGUACACACACUCGCUACUAACCGAUAACUAACAUUGGACAGACGGAGUCUGCACAUGCCAGGCGAGUUGAAGGAGGGCCAUGGCUGACGCUCAUCGAGAAAUUCAACCAGCGCAUUACAUUCUUCAAUCGAAACAAUGGCUUCCAGGUCCAACUGAAGCUGAGAUAGAGCGCACCCCCAGCUUUAUCCGUGUCGUAUCAUGGAACAUUGAUUGCAUGAGACCAGAAGCAGACCAUCGCCUAGAUGCUGCUCUCUCUUAUAUACAACACCAAGUCUUCAAGUGCAGGACGAAUCGUAGACGUCCUGAACCAUGCUCCAUUCUCCUCCAAGGCGUUCUAGCCACUGCAUUCGCUACCAUUCUCAACAACAAGUGGGUCCAGAAUUUCUUCGUCGUCAUUCCCUCAACUACAGACGCCUGGCCUAAGCUUGCAAAGUAUGGCACCGUCACCCUCCUCUCUCGUUCCAUCCACAUCGCAAAGUCUUUUUCCAUUCAUUUCAACUGCUCUGAGUCGCAGCACCAUGCUAUUUUCAUAGAUGUCAAGCUAAGCGGUCUCCUGGACACCGCGCAAGCUCCCCCAUCGUCUGCAUCUACCGUCACCUUGCGAAUUGCUAACACCCACCUUGACCCAUUACCCGAUGGCGCCCCAAUCAGGGAGAAACAACUCAAACUCGUCGCUGAUACUUUAAUGCAGGAUGGGCUGUUCGGCGGAGUCGUUGGAGGGGACUUUAACGCUGUCACGCCCAAUGACUCCACACUGGUAGAAUCUGUUGGCUUGUGGGAUGCAUGGAGCGGUGAUGAUACCGAUGAAAGAGGAUUCACUUGGGGGUAUCAACCCCGUUCCCCACUCGCCCCGGGAAGACUGGACAAAUUGGUCUAUACGCCUCGUCCAGGCUUCUUUAUGGACACACCAAAGAAGCUCGCCGUUGGGAAGAAAUACGGGAAACUAACACGGAGGAGAUGGAUCAGCGACCACUGUGCUCUGUUGACCAAGGUGCAAUGCGUAUAUUUCGCAUCCGAUGCUUCAGAUUAUGAUCCAUCAGACCAUGGGCACGUUCAGCAAGGUCUGAGAGAGCAAAGGAAUAUCGAAACAUGCUCACUUGACCACCCACUCGCGUCUCAUUCACCUUCCCGCAGCAAAUACAUUAUUCCACUCCAACCUGGUCCCAAUUCUCGGUCAAGACGGAAACCCUGGAAACGCUUGCUACGCAUGAAGUCAUCAAGAACAACAUUCUGACGAAACUAGGACCCAUUGAAAGGAAGUAUCAGACGCCCAUUUUACUAACCCGCCACGCUCACAUCUUGCAUAUGCAUCGCAUUCUAGCUGGACCUCACACAACUACCAACUCAACAUGUUCUGCUGUAGUAUAUCGUGUAUGACUAGCACAUUGUCUUGACUAUUACCUGUUUCUUGUG